UCACCCUCAGCAAUAGUCGAUCAUCAAAUGGUGCAGAAAAGUGUGCGAGAUGCAUUCCGUGAGGCGUUCAAGCUACCGAGUCGCGGAGUUCCAUCCACUCAGACACUGCAAGCCACCACUCCAACUACAACGCAACCUGCUACCCCAACAACAGGAGUCACUGAGGUUUACUUAUGA
This is a messenger RNA of Anisakis simplex (herring worm), 177 nucleotides long. Lineage: Eukaryota; Metazoa; Nematoda; Chromadorea; Rhabditida; Anisakidae. The record is from the annotation of a GenBank genome assembly.